AUGGUCGCACAUGUUCAACCUUGGAUGCUGAUCCCCAUCGUACCUCUCAUAAUCAUGUUUGAAGGAGCAGAACUUUCUUACGAUACUGUUCUGUACUAUAAGCAACAAUAUGCUCCCGUACAAGUUGCAUUGUUAAUAGUUUGUGGAGGAUUGUUAGCUUUUUGUAUGGAAAUGUCAGGUACCGCUUUCACUCGUGGUUGCUUGUACCGUGUAAACACACACCAUGUGGUUUUAGAGUACCUUUUGCUAGUGAACACAUCUGGAAUCACGCUAAAUAUAUUCGGAAUAGUGAAGGAAGUUGCAACAUUGCUUCUAGCACAUCUUCUGAACAAUGACCAUCUAUCUACAGUAAAUGUAGGUGGUCUGGUCUUGUGUUUAUGUGGAAUGACUUUACACGGCAUGUCACGAAGAAGACAAAGGUGA
Molecule: messenger RNA, 423 nt
Organism: Cylicostephanus goldi
Lineage: Eukaryota; Metazoa; Nematoda; Chromadorea; Rhabditida; Strongylidae
Source: the annotation of a GenBank genome assembly